GACGUAUCGUGAUCGCGAGUCUCCUCGGAGGAGCCGCGCAGAAGCCGGCACCCGCCGCGGGGAGGGGCGGCGACGGCGGCGGGAGCAGCCUGUGGAGGCGAGCGGAGCCGCCAUGGCUGAAUUCCCGUCUAAAGUGAGCACGCGGACCAGCAGCCCGGCGCAGGGAGGCGGCGCCGCGGUUUCGGCGCUGCGCCCAGACCUGGGCUUCGUGCGCUCCAGCCUCGGGGCGCUCAUGCUGCUGCAGUUGGUGCUGGGGCUGCUGGUGUGGGCCCUGAUUGCCGACACCCCGUACCACCUGUACCCAGCCUAUGGCUGGGUGAUGUUUGUCGCUGUCUUCCUCUGGCUGGUGACAAUCGUCUUCUUCAUCCUCUACCUGUUUCAGCUGCACUUGAAGCUAUACAUGGUGCCUUGGCCGCUGGUGUUAAUGAUAUUUAAUGUGGGCGCCACCGUCCUCUACGUCACGGCCUUCGUCAGCUGCUCUGCUUCGGUUGAACUGACGUCCCUGAAGGGCACCAGGCCGUACAACCAGCGUGCAGCUGCCUCCUUCUUUUCGUGUUUAGUGAUGAUUGCCUAUGGAGUGAGCGCUUUCUUCAGCUUCCAGGUCUGGCGAGGAGUAGGCAGCAAUGCAGCCACCAGUCAGAUGGCUGGCGGCUAUGCCUAAACCACUGGUGCCAUGGGCCACCCUGGGCCUGAGGGCUCUAGCCUGGUCCCUGUGCAGGUGGCCCCACAAGCCCGAAGCCUGAGCCCUGCAUGGAGUCAGCCCGGAAGGGACUACACUUGCUCUUCUCUGCUCAUCAGACUCCUUGGGCUCACCCCACACUCCCAAGGAAUCAGGAUCCUUCCUCUGGCAGGCGCAUGGGCUGGAGAGAGGCCAACAGCCAAGACCUCUCCAUCCUCCAUAUUCAGCAGAAGGUGAUGGGGGAUACAGGACUCUCUCUGCUUUGUCUUUAGGACUUCGGUGUCCAAGGCUGGAACCCAGCCUUCUCAUUGGCACUAAAUACACUAACAAUGACUCCAGACUUGCAGCCCACCAUAGAAUAUGCCUAACAAACAAGCAGCAAUUAUUUAUCUCUGUUUUUGUUCUGGGAAGCUGAGCAAAUUCAUGAAACUGUUCUGAUUCCUUAAAACAUAAUCCUGGUCUGACCCUCCCCCAAGCCAGCAUGUCACUUGUAGGGAAACAUGUCGAAAGAGGGUUAUGAUGCUGACAGCAUGGUCUUCCUUUCCUACAUUUCAGACAUACCAGUUAUUUUAAACCAGUUUUAAGUGACUUCUCAAUGAUGAAAAGCUUAGCCAGGUUUCCCUCCCUUUCCCAAGCCCUUGUUUGUAGUUUUCCCUUUGGGAAAAGCUAACCUCAAU
Molecule: messenger RNA, 1356 nt
Organism: Mesoplodon densirostris (Blainville's beaked whale)
Lineage: Eukaryota; Metazoa; Chordata; Mammalia; Artiodactyla; Ziphiidae
Gene: PLLP
Product: plasmolipin
Exons: 4
Coding region: 113-661 (182 amino acids)
Biological process (GO): myelination
Cellular component (GO): membrane
Molecular function (GO): structural constituent of myelin sheath
Source: RefSeq, a predicted model, not a curated record